UUCAAGGAAAUGAGGAGUUUACUUGGAGUUGAAGAGAUCAAGCUUCCCAAAGUUCAUGUUGGAAUUAAGGGGGAGAAUGUUGGAUAAUUCCAACUUGAAGAACAAGCUAUCUCCUAGGAAGUUGCCUUAAGAGAUAGAAUAGGAAAAGGAAAAGUUCCUAAAGUCUUAAGUUGUAAUAUGUUAAUCCUAAUAGGUUUAGGAAAAGAUGAAACAUAUAAAUAUAUGAGUCUAUGGAGAGGUGUUCCAUGAGACUAGAGAGACUUGAGAGAUUUAGUUUUUGAGAAGUUUUCUAAAUCAAUAAGAGAGGUGUUCUUAUAUUCUUCAAGUCUUUAAUCUUAUAGAAGUAGAAUUGUUGUAAUUACAAAAGAUAAGCAUCUUCUAAGGGCCCAUGAUAUCUUUCAUAUUUAUGAGGUAUGUCUCCCAUCUCAAGAACUCUCUCUUGAAAUGUUUUGUCGAUCUGCUUUUAAGCAAAAAUCUCCACCAGAUGGUCUCAAGGAGGUUGCUUCUAAAAUUGCUAUGCAUGCCGGUAACCUUCCUUUGGGUCUUAAUGUUUUGGGUUUGUAUUUACGGGGUAUAGACAAAAAGGACUGGAAAAGUAUGUUUCCAAGCCUUCGUAGUAGGCUGAACGGAAAAAUUGGGAAAACACUAAGAAUCAGCUACGACGGGUUAAAUAACGAAAAAGAUGAAAAGAUAUUUCGUUAUAUUGUAUGCCUCUUUGAUGGUGUAAAACUUAAUGAUAUCAAGCAGAUGUUAGCAGAUAGUGACUUGGAUGUUACUGUAGGGUUAAAAACCCUUGUUGAUAAGUCCCUCGUACAUGUAAACCAUGAUACUGUGAAGAUGCACACUUUACUUCAAGAAAUGGGAAAAGAAAUUGUUCGUACACAGUCCAAUGAGCCUGGAGAACGAGAAUUCCUUGUUGAUCCGAAGGAUAUAUACAAAGUACUUCAAAAUAAAACUGGUACAGAAAAGGUUUUGGGCAUAUCAUUGGACAUUGAUGACACUGAUAAAUUGCAUAUACAUGAGAGUGCGUUCAAAGAUAUGCAUAAUCUAUGUUUCAUAACAAUUUACAUUAAAAAAUGGGACUAUAAGAACGAAGUAAGAUGGCAUUUAUCGGAAGGCUUCGACUAUUUCCCCCCGAAACUUAGACUAUUGAGGUUGGACGGAUACCCAAUGAGGUGUUUGCCUUCUAACUUCCGUCCUGAACACCUUGUUAAGCUUACAAUGCGAAGGAGCAAGCUCGAGAAGCUUUGGGAAGGAGUUCAUUCACUCACAGGACUCAAAGAUAUGAAUUUGGGCAUAUCUAGAAAUUUGAAAGAACUUCCAGAUCUUUCUAUGGCCACUAAUCUCGAGGAACUUUAUCUUGGGUAUUGCUCGAGUUUGGUAGAACUUCCUUCCUCUAUUCAAUAUCUAAGAAAACUGAAGACUCUAGACAUGUCAUUUUGUGCAAAUCUAAAGACUUUACCCACCGGAAUGAACCUCGAAUCUCUCGAUCGGCUUAAUCUCAUGGGAUGCUCACGGUUGAGGAGUUUUCCUAACAUAUCAACCAGCAUCUCAAAGCUCUAUAUGUGGGAAACAACAAUAGAAGACUUACCCUCAAACUUACAUCUAAAAAAACUCACUGAACUUAAUAUGUCUGGGUUGAAGAGUCAAAAGUUAUGGAAAAGAGUUCAGCCGCUUACACCCCUCAUGACCAUGCUAGCCUCUACUUCUUUGACGAGGCUAUGGCUCUCCGAUAUCUCAAGUUUGGUGGAGCUUCCUUCAUCUAUUCAAAAUCUUAGUAAUCUCAAAGAGUUGAGUAUUACAAAGUGCAUAAAUCUUGAAACCCUUCCCACAGGAAUCAACCUUGAAUCACUCGAUAUACUAAAAUUUAGUGAAUGCUCAAGACUGAGAAGUUUUCCCAAUAUCUCAACCAACAUCUCAACGCUUGAUCUAGAAGGAACAUCAAUAGAAGAGGUUCCAUGGUGGAUCGAGAACUUCCAUAAGCUCAAAUAUCUUAUACUGGCAUAUUGCAACAAGCUAAAAUAUGUUUCCCUAAGGAUCUUUAACUUGACACUUCUUGACACAGCUAAGUUUCUAGACUACGGAGCAUUUAUUGAAGAUAGCUUCAACUUUAAUAUAGUCCAAGUCCGGCGACAAAGGUUGACGACACUUCUUUCGUUCUAG
This is a messenger RNA of Camelina sativa (false flax), 2163 nucleotides long. The record is from RefSeq and is a predicted model, not a curated record. NCBI's taxonomy places the organism in Eukaryota, Viridiplantae, Streptophyta, Magnoliopsida, Brassicales, Brassicaceae.